AUGAAAACAGAAGCAAUGGUCAAGGGGAAUCAGACAACAGUGACUGAGUUCAUUCUCCUUGGUUUCACAGAUCAUCAAGAGACACAGGUAGUCCUCUUUGUGCUCUUCCUGGCCAUCUAUGUGGCCACCCUGGUGGGGAACAUCGGCAUCAUGACGUUAAUCUGGAUCAGUCCCUCUCUGCACAGUCCGAUGUACUUUUUUCUCAACAAUCUGGCCUUCCUAGACCUCAGUUACUCCUCUGCCAUUACUCCCAAGAUGCUGGCCAGUUUCUUAACAGGAAGGAAAACUAUUUCGCUUGCAGGAUGCAUUGCGCAAAUGUAUCUGUUUGCUUCCUUUGCAGAUGCGGAAUGCCUCCUGCUGGCUGCCAUGGCGUACGACCGCUACAUGGCCAUUUGUAACCCGCUGCUUUAUCCGGUUCUCAUGUCACGCAAGGUUUGUGUCUGGCUAGUAGCUGGCUCCUAUCUCACAGGUGGCAUGAGCUCAUUUAUGCACACUUACUUUACAUUCCGCCUCUCCUUCUGCAAUUCCAAUGUCAUCAAUCAUUUCUUCUGUGACAUCCCUCCUCUGUUGGCCCUCUCCUGCUCCAACACCCACUUCAAUGAAAUCCUGCUCUUUGCCCUUUGUGGAUUCAUCCAAACGAGCACUUUCGUGUUCAUCCUUAUUUCUUACGCCUGCAUCCUUUGCACCAUCCUAAGGAUCCACUCAGCAGAAGGCCGCCACAAAGCCUUUUCCACCUGCACGUCCCACUUGACAGCUGUCACUUUGUACUAUGGUACUCUUCUCUUCACAUACUUGCGCCCAAGCUCCAGCUAUACUCUGGACACAGACAAAAUAAUCUCAGUGUUUUAUACUGUGAUUUUCCCCAUGUUGAACCCAUUGAUCUACAGCUUGAGAAAUGAAGAGGUGAAGGAUACCCUCGGCAAAAUAUUGCAAAGGAAAGUGAUGGUACUCAGAGGUCGAUAG
Molecule: messenger RNA, 963 nt
Organism: Podarcis muralis (Common wall lizard)
Lineage: Eukaryota; Metazoa; Chordata; Lepidosauria; Squamata; Lacertidae
Product: olfactory receptor 5AS1-like
Biological process (GO): G protein-coupled receptor signaling pathway
Cellular component (GO): membrane
Molecular function (GO): olfactory receptor activity; G protein-coupled receptor activity
Source: RefSeq, a predicted model, not a curated record